UAUAUUUUCAAUUACUCAGGACUGUUUUUUCUUUAAACUUUCUAUUUAGUACUAUUUAAAUACUGUAAUUUAUUUCCCCCCAAAAUGGAUCCUUCACUUAUUUAAUUCAAUGUAUUUUAAAUUAUUUAUAUAUUCUCUUAUUGCCCAUCUCAAAGUACAUGUGGGCAACACUAUAACAAUAUCAUGUCAAAUGGGAUCAGCAAAAUAUUGUCCAACGGCCCGCCAUUUGCCCCUUGACAGCAGGUUUGAGAACUGUCCUGUAUACACGUAAUAAAAACGUUUCAGAAAAAAAACAUAUUUGGUGCAUGAAAGGUUUAAUGAUGACGAGAUGUAAAGACCGAGAAUAUAUUACUGGGAGUUAAAGAGGGGGGGCCGGAAGUAGCAGGUUGGAGCCGCCGCGCACACACACAAAACUGGGAGGAGAUAAUCCCAGCCUUCUACGAGGCUUUAUUCCACCUCGCGUCCCGGUCGGACUACAACACAAUGGCUUUAACACAAGAGUCCGUUUUGUCUUUUUUACUGGAGCGGGGCGGAACGGUGAGGAACGCCGAGCUGCUCGCCCACUUCGGCGCUCUCAUCCACGGCGGCUCGCCCGCGGAGAAGCAACACAAUAGGGAGCUGUUCAAGAAGUUGGUCAACAGCGUGGCCGUGGUUCGUCAAACCGACGGGGUGAAAUACGUGGCGGUCAAAAAACGGUACCGGGACUUUGUGAAAGAUGUGCCUUGUUCCACCUCGACUGUUUCUUGCGCAUCGCCCAAUCCAAUACAGGAUGCUCAAAUCGGUAAUCCAGACAUGGAGAAUGAGAGGAAUGCGCGCUACCUGUCGCACAUGAACUUGCAAAGAAGCAGCUCUGAGACAACUCUGAAAGUCUUGAACAUUUGUGGAGAUCACGCGGGCAGUCGAUCAUCAGAAGCUGUGUUUGCUGUCAUAGCAGUCACUUCUCCUAAUCAAAUGUGUGCACUUCAAGAGAUACCAAAAUCGACAUCACAACCUCAUUUCCCAUCUUGCAAUGGAGCCAAAGCCCUGCAAAUAUGCAGCAACACUGACCUGAAGAAGAGUCAAAGGCAGGCCGAUGAAGCCGAGUGCUGUGGUCCGGUGCCAUUGGAACCUCUGACCCAUGAAUGGCUGGUAAAGUGCGCCUCUGGGCUGUGGGGGCACGUCCACGCCAUGCUCUUGCAGGAUGCCCGCUUGGCCCAGAAGAAGGAUUUCAUCUCAGGCUUUACAGCGCUGCAUUGGGCUGCCAAAGAUGGAAACGGCGAGAUGGUCCACAAGCUGAUGGACGUCGCCCAUAGUAGAGGGACACACGUUAAUGUCAACAGCAAAACCCACGGGGGCUACACGCCUCUUCACAUCGCCGCCAUACACGGCCACGCGGAGGUCAUGCUUCUUCUGGUGCGACAGUAUGGAGCCAGAGUCAAUGAGAGGGACAAUGACGGCAAGAAGGCCUGCCACUACCUGGGAAUGGGGGUGUCAGAGGAGGUCAGGGCUCUUGUGGGAGGUGUGCAGCUGUCUAAAUACUGGGACAAGACAGAUGAUGAGGAUUACCGGGAGCAGCCGAAAGCUCUCAACACUAUCAGUAAGCUGUUUCAGCCUCACAGAAAGCAGAAGCACGCAACAAGACUUAUUCAGGACUUUUGAUAAUCAUUUCUUGUGUGUUUUAUCUUAACAAGAAAUUGGAUGUGGCUUCUCUGUUUUCUUUCGGACAAAUUUGGCAUUGUCGAAUGAGUUGUUACUAAUGUGGCAAAAUUGUUCUAGCACUACUAGUACCUUUAUAAAAUGAUAUCAAUUUGACAUCUACAGUGCAGGUGUGGUUCCAGACUAUUACCUUUAAAAAAAUACGGUAAAAAAAUAUGAAGUAAUGGGAUAGUGCUUCAGUAACUGUAAAUUUUAUAGUAGAUUAUACAGGGUGUCCAUAAAGUCUCUUUACCAUUUCAAAAAUGUAUUAAAAUUGCAAUUGAUUAGAUAUAUUUUAUUCAGAUUUGUUCUAAUGUAUUCAGCGUUUAUUGAAGUUUUUUUAAUCUCUUUUAAUACACUUCUACAUGGGCACCAUUGGUUGCACGAAGCACAUCAAGACGGUACUUGAUUCCUUGCCAUGUUCGCUGUAACAUAGCCUCAUAAAUUGUGGCAAUGGCAUCAGUAACCCUUCGCUUAAGGCAGUACUUCUCAAAUAGUGGAGCGAGCUCGCCCAGGGGGGUGCAGAGUGAUGCUGUAGGUGGUGUGUAUGACCUUGGGGAACAUACUUUUUUGCCGUACUAGAAUAAAGUGUAAUUUCACAUCCACUCAGUGGGUGGCAGUGCCACUCUCAUUUUCGGCGUGUGCGCAGUAUUUUUGAGCCAAACAAGCGCACACAGCAAAGCGCAUCGGAGAUUUGAAAAGCUAAGACAAGGAAAUAUGACGAAGCGUAUGCAACAUUUGGCUUUGACUUUUAGUACAAUGGGAGACGAGGAAAGACCAGUCUGUUUACUUUGUCUAAAAAUGUCUGCAACGGACAGCAGGAUUUUUUUUUUUUUUUGGGCGAAAACGUGCCAAAUAUUGCCAACAAUCCGUGUUACCUAAGCAAACCAGCAAGCACUGUCAGCAUCAUAUAAGGUGGCAUACCUAGUUGCUCAGUGCAAAAUAACCCCACACCAUAGCAAAGGAGCUGAUACUGCCUGCAGCGAAAAUAAAAACUGUCCCUCCGUCCAAUGACACUGUCGUUUUUGUUCUAUUAAUUUUUGUUUUUUUCUGUCUAAUUGUUUGGCAUUUUAUCCUUAUGAGUUAAUGUUGCUGAUCAAUUUGAAUUUAUUAUUAUUUAUUUAUUUUAAUCAUUUUUAAUUUUCAGUAUGCAACAGUCAAACUAUCUAACUUGACUGUAUUUUUACAGUAUGGAUGUUUUUUAUUUUUACACUUUAUUGAAAGUUGAUCUAUAUUACUUUUUUCUUUUAAUAUUAAAAAGAACACAGUUAUGCAGAGGUGUACUUAUAAAAAUAAGAAUUUUAUAUACAAAUGAUACUACAGUAUAUUUAUACUGGCGGCAGAGAGUUGGGGGGGGCGCAGAACGUUUACAUCUUGAAGUGGGGGGCAUAACAGAAAAUAAAUGAGAAGCACUGGUUUAAGGUCUGUAAUGUCCCUUAUCUUUGUUCGAUACACGAUAUCUUUAACAUAGCCCCACAGAAAGAAGUCCAGGGUAGUGAUAUCUGGUGAACGUGGCGGCCAAGGAAUUGGCUCAUACCUUCCAAUCCAUCGGGCUGGAAAUGUUUGAUUGAGGAACCCACAAACAUGCAGCCCUCAAUGUGGGGGUGCACCAUCUUGCUGAAAAAGAUGGUUGGUUGAAAGUCAUUCAAUUGUGGUGCCACAUAUUCAGUUAAAAGGUCAAGGUAAACAUUUGCAGAGGAGUCAUUUGUUCUUCGUGCAACUAAUGGCGCCCAUGUAGAAGUGAUUAAAAGAGGUAAAAAAAAAAAAAAAACUUCAAUAAACACUGAAUUAAAUAUAACAAAUCUGAAUAGAAUAUCUAAUCAGUUGCAUUUUUAAUACAUUUUUGAAAUGGUAAAGAGACUUUAUGGACACCCUGUACAACUGAAAGUUAUGGUGAAAAAACUUGGAUUUAUACUUUGUAGAAAAAAAAAAAGUUCCUUUCACGGUAGUUUGUUGUUUAUUUAAUAGUAAACUUUUUAUGGUUUUCCCAUUUGUUAACAGUAAAAUUCUGUCAAAACAGCUAAUUUUAAUUCAUUUUAACCUUUUUUUUUUAAACAGUCUAGCACUUCAUUAGUACUACAUGUCGUCUGCAGUUAUGAGCUUCUGUACCUCACUUGUAAGUGUUGCAUUGAUAUAUCGAUACUAGCAUUGGUAUCAGUACCGAUUUGGCAAAAAAAUUAUGUCAUGGGUAUUAAGAAAAAAAUGUACUUGUAAAUAUGUACUUUUUGUCAUCUAGUUUGCCAAAUAUUGGUUACCUUACCCAAGAUGGCCGCCAGCUACACUGUAA
This is a messenger RNA of Corythoichthys intestinalis (scribbled pipefish), 3961 nucleotides long. It is a transcript of the gene sowahab, whose product is annotated as sosondowah ankyrin repeat domain family member Ab. The transcript has a single exon. NCBI's taxonomy places the organism in Eukaryota, Metazoa, Chordata, Actinopteri, Syngnathiformes, Syngnathidae. The coding region runs from base 484 to 1638 and encodes 384 amino acids. The record is from RefSeq and is a predicted model, not a curated record. Gene Ontology annotation, molecular function: protein binding.